This is a messenger RNA of Rhincodon typus (whale shark), 1093 nucleotides long. Its product is annotated as protein FAM216B. Bases 126 to 833 code for a protein of 235 amino acids. The transcript is spliced from 7 exons. The record is from RefSeq and is a predicted model, not a curated record. NCBI's taxonomy places the organism in Eukaryota, Metazoa, Chordata, Chondrichthyes, Orectolobiformes, Rhincodontidae.
UAUCCUGGAUGCUAACUCAGCAAUAACGGGGGCUCUCACUAAGCUGCCAGCCGUUACUCAGUGUUUCAGAAACUCCAUUGUUGUGGGUCUGGUAUAGGGAGAAACUAAGGCGUAAAUUUUCCUUAAUGGAAUCCAGGAAACAGGUUACCUUUCUCGAACGAGAUUCUGAUUGCCAGGGUCUGCAGCAAUCAUGCAUGAAAAGGACAUUAGGACAUAAUUUUCCAAAAACUCAUUCAAAUGCACUGAUGUUUCCACUAACAAAAAAAGUAGCUGAAACGAAGGAAUGGAAAGGCAGAGAGUAUCAAGUCAUGCUGCAACAACCAUCACUCAGUCCACAGGUGAAAACUAUACACAUCCCCAAAUCAGUGGAGAAUGCACCAUUUCUGCAGCAUCCAGAUUUGAAAACAGGCCAGAAGCGCUAUCUAUAUAGUAUUGCUAACAUCUACAGCACAGAUCACAUGCACAGGCUGAUGCAGAAACAAUACUUAAGCAUGUUGCAACAUCGUAUCCAGCUUGGGUAUAUAACCCCACGUGAAUGUCAGAAGUACACUGAUUAUCUCACAAAACAGUCCCACAAAGAAACCUGGAAGCAAAGCAGCAGCAGGUCAUCAACAGCUCACAGCUUUUCUAAGCAGUCACCAACUUUACAAGCUGGAAGACCACAUUUCCUCCCCAUCAUAGGGGACAGCAUCUGGAGGUUGCGUUCUAGAGCCCCAAACAAAGUAAACCUUAAGGCUAAAAGAGCCCAUGUUCAAGUCAAUCGAAGUGAACAAAUCCAAAAGAUCAAAUCAGAACAAGCCAAGCAAGAAUCAAGGAAAGAAACAAAGAAAUGAAAAUUGAAUACCCGAGUUCCCAAAAUAUUACUUCAGAACUCUGCAGUCCUAUUUUAUUCAUUAUGGCUGUUGUCUUAAGUUCCAAUAUUAAUUUGUAACAUAAUUAGUUUGGAGUACUUUCAUAAGAAACGAAGACCAUAUAAUUUUCAUGGAUGAUAGGAGUAAAAUAUUGAUUUUUCCUCAAAGUAUGCAAAUUAAAUGUAUCAAGAAAAAAAUUGCUGUCCAUAACUCAAGCUACUGAAGUACAAUAUUAAAAAUAU